AUGUCUACUGGAAAUCAAAUGAUCCACGUCCAUUAUCGGAGCAAUUCUCUCUUGCUCCUGGAUUCGGAUGAUAUAACCCCACUGUACACAGUGCAAAUCGGCCGUGAGACACCGCAAAUGCAAUUGGUUUCACUCUUCGAGCAGCAAGGUGAAGCUCCCAACGAUAACAACGGCAACACGCGCAGACUGUCCACCGCAUUAUUUAAGAUGCUAAGUACGGACGUGAAGCUUUCCAUUCGCGGGAAACCAGCUCUGAUGCAGCGAUCCAACCUCUUUUCUCGAUCGUACUGCUUCCGAAGCGUCGCUCUGGAUGGAGAAUCUCUGUUUUGGGAGGCUGAUGGGGCUCUUUCUGGGGAUUUUAAACUUGUCCAUAGGCAGAAUGGGCGAGUGCUGACACGGUUCCGGAACAAGGUAUUUUCAGCAGUAGAGGUUGGGUCAUUUGAAAUGGUCGGCGAACUAUCUGAGAGUCUCAAGGAGGAAAUUUUGAUCACUGGUUUGUCAGUGUUGGUCAUGGUCCAGAGUUUGAAUUUGGCUGGAAUGGUUUUGAUGGGAAGUGGGUAG
Molecule: messenger RNA, 561 nt
Organism: Penicillium waksmanii
Lineage: Eukaryota; Fungi; Ascomycota; Eurotiomycetes; Eurotiales; Aspergillaceae
Exons: 1
Coding region: 1-561 (186 amino acids)
Source: RefSeq, a predicted model, not a curated record